AUGUGACUAGUUAAGACACACAACCCCAGCUUGAAGGAAACAGCUGCUCAUUUAUGCUUUAACACUUGGCAGCUGGACAAAGAAGGGAGAUGUUUGUGUUGAAUACCUCCGCAGAACGAAGUACAUUUUCUGGUGAAGUGGUACAGAUAAUGCAACUGACAGACAUCUAAUGGAGCCUCGGUUGCCACUGCUGCUGCCGCUGCUGCUGCCCUUCUCUGAUGUGGUGGAAGUGUAUUCGUUCUUUUAACAAUUAAAGGACGAUGGGGUCCAAUACACUCGGGAAAGCCGCAACAUUGGAUGAACUUUUAAGCACCUGCAUUAAAAUGUUCGAUCACAGAGGGGAACUGAGCAACAGUCAUCUGCCACGAACCUUCCUUUUAAUGCACCGAUGGUAUCUACCAUCCACAGAACUGGCAGGAAAACUUCUCUCCCUAUAUAGAGCUGCUAGUGGGGAAGACUGCAGUGAAAUUCGCUUAAAAAUCUGCUACUUCAUGAGAUACUGGAUUUUGGAAUUUCCUGCAGAAUUCAAUCUGGACCUUGGUUUGGUUCGUCUGACUGAGGAGUUUCAAGAACUAGCCAGCCACCUAGGUUACGAAGAGCACAUCCAUCUUAUUGAUAUCUCUAGCAUUCCCUCUUAUGACUGGAUGAGGAGAGUCACACAAAGGAAAAAACCUUCCAAGAAGGGAAAAGCUUGCCUGCUGUUUGAUCACCUGGAACCCAUUGAGCUUGCCGAGCACCUCACUUUUCUAGAGCAUAAAUCUUUCAGAAGGAUCUCUUUUACAGAUUAUCAGAGCUAUGUGAUCCAUGGUUGCCUGGAGAACAACCCAACUCUGGAAAGAUCAAUCGCUUUAUUUAAUGGCAUCUCCAAGUGGGUCCAGUUGAUGGUCCUUAGCAAACCAACCCCUCAGCAAAGGGCAGAAGUAAUCACAAAAUUCAUCAAUGUUGCACAGAAACUUCUUCAUCUUCAAAAUUUCAAUACCCUGAUGGCUGUUGUGGGAGGACUAAGCCAUAGCUCUAUUUCACGUCUCAAAGAAACUCAUUCUCACCUUUCCUCAGAAGUUUCAAAGGACUGGAACGAAAUGACCGAGCUAGUCUCUUCCAAUGGGAACUACUGCAGCUACCGCAAAGCUUUUGCUGAUUGUGUUGGCUUCAAAAUCCCAAUCUUAGGAGUCCACCUGAAGGACCUGAUAGCCGUUCAUGUCGUCUUUCCAGACUGGAUCAAUGAGAACAAAGUCAACAUAGUAAAAAUGCAGCAGCUUUCAGUCACCUUGAGUGAGCUGGUUUCCCUGCAGACUGCUUCUCACCAUCUUGAGCCAAACAUGGAUUUAAUUAACCUGCUAACACUUUCCCUGGAUCUCUACCACACAGAAGAUGAUAUUUAUAAGCUCUCACUGGUGCUUGAGCCAAGGACUUCCAAAUCACAGCCUACCUCUCCAACAACCCCUAACAAGACAGUGGUGCCACUUGAAUGGGCGUCUGGAGUCAUACCGAAACCUGACCCAAACCUUAUUAACAAACACAUCCAAAAACUAGUUGAUUCUGUUUUUAGGAACUAUGACCACGACCAUGAUGGCUACAUCUCUCAAGAAGACUUUGAAAGCAUUGCAGCUAAUUUCCCUUUUCUGGAUUCGUUCUGUGUAUUAGACAAAGAUCAGGAUGGCCGUAUCAGCAAAGGAGAAAUGAUGGCGUAUUUUCUGAGGGCCAAAUCACAGCUGCAGUGUAAAAUGGGACCAGGUUUUAUGCAUAACUUUCAGGAGAUGACCUAUCUUAAGCCAACGUUCUGUGAGCAUUGUGCUGGAUUUCUGUGGGGUAUAAUCAAGCAAGGAUACAAAUGCAAAGAUUGUGGUGCUAACUGUCAUAAGCAAUGCAGAGAUCUGCUAGUUCUAGCCUGCAGGAAGUUUGCCAGAGGGAUGUCACUGGGUAGCAGUCACGGUUCUUUGCCUAAUAGUCCAUCAUUGCCAGCAGUGCAAGGUGAAGUAUUUAACUUUCCUAGUGUAACUCCACAAAAUCAGGAUCUAGAAAGCAGAGCAAUCACACUUGUCACCGGCAAUUCUCGAAAGAUUUCGGUCCAUCUACAGCGGGUAACCACCAGCCAAGCAACGCAGACAGAGCCGCUGUGGCAUGAGCCUGGCUGGGGAGAUUCAGGACCACACACCUUCCCCAAAAUGAAGGCCAAACUCCAUGGGAAAUCGGGAAAGAAUAAAGGCUUUGCAAAGUGGGAGAAUGAAAAAUCGAACAUUCAAGCCAAUAUGGACACUGCAGUAGGAACUACAGCACAUGUGUUGGACCAGAACGGAACAGAAACGCUCCUAGAAAGACAGGAAAUGGAGGCUAGUUGAGUGGCUGCUGCUGCUGCAAAGCUGGAAGAUAGUUCAAGGAAGCACAAUGUGAUAUUCCAUAAAUUGCCAGACUUGGUUGAACAUCAUUCCAUUGUCAAAUUCAGCAGUUUGGUUUUUUCCAAAAUCACCUGUGAAAGAAAUUUAAUGACAGAGUUACCGUAUUUAUUUUUGUUCACAUAGGUUAAGUAGUUUGAUCAGUCUUGCACAGACAGAAAACAAAGGAGUGUUGUAGCUCCAGCGUGUCAUUAUUUGUUUCUAUUUCGCGGGCAGCUGUGGUUCCAGACUAUUUCACCAGCAAGGACACCUUGGCAUCUGCAGCAAUCACAGUUGUGGAAACCUGCCUGGCACGUUAAUAUUUGGGUAUAUGUUAAUGUCACACGUUCCGAUAUGGACAAUGUGCUUUCCCCAGUUAUUUUGUUUGAGACUGCAUUCUUUGUCUGGCACUGACAGCUACGUCAUAAAUGGGUGGCACUUGAAGACUUGCACAGCCUUGAGAUUCUCUCAUCACAAAGAAUACCUCUGCACAGUCAUUUCAUUUUCAGCUUUCGCCAGAAUGUUUUGUUUUUUGUCCCCACCCCAACCAAGUUUGGAAGAGGUUUACUUUUUUCUCCAUUAAAUUUGUAACAAGCUACUGCUGUGUGUGCUACAAAGUCUCCCAGCAAUAGUUCACUGGAAGAUGUCACCUUCAACAUAUACCAGAUGUGGAAAGGCUUAUGGAAUACAGGUGCUAUGAUGAGUCAUUGAAGGAACUGGAGAGAGACAGAGAAAAGACUUUUCAAGUGCUAUGCCUUAUGCUGAAGGAUCAGGUAGUACACAUUUUAGUUUAAUGGUUACUGGUGUUUUGUUUUUACUCUUUUCAGCACACUAGAAGUUACCUAAAUAAAACACUUGAUUUCAUAAAA
Molecule: messenger RNA, 3241 nt
Organism: Podarcis raffonei (Aeolian wall lizard)
Lineage: Eukaryota; Metazoa; Chordata; Lepidosauria; Squamata; Lacertidae
Gene: RASGRP3
Product: RAS guanyl releasing protein 3
Exons: 17
Coding region: 261-2339 (692 amino acids)
Biological process (GO): positive regulation of GTPase activity; Ras protein signal transduction
Cellular component (GO): plasma membrane
Molecular function (GO): guanyl-nucleotide exchange factor activity; calcium ion binding
Source: RefSeq, a predicted model, not a curated record